AUGCCUUUCAGUGAUCAUAAUCCUCGGUUGAAAUUUCUCAAGGACUCUGCUAGCACCUUGAAUGCCGGGAGUCCUUCCACCGCAGCCUAUUUAAUGACGGUUCACAAUCACAUUUUUCUGGAUGAAUGCAAGCCGCUGAACCCGCGCCAACAAGAAACGUCCUGUGGUGCUUGCGGGAGCACCAGAAAUUUUGGAACUACCAAGACCAUUCACGUUACUAAGGAAAAGAGCCUGCAACGAGCCUCCGCGGCGAAAGGAAUUGCUGCUCAUGGAGCCACGGUCUACAAAUGUCUUCGGUGUCGUCGACGGACGGUCAAACCCUCUCGAAUGGGAGCAGCACGGCCAAAGGUUACAACUAAACCCAAGCUAGAAACCCCACAGUCUAAACCCCUAGGAGAUUCCUCUGCUGAGCAGGCCCCCGAUGCUGCAGAAGUCAACCAGCCCGGUAAGGCGGCAGACAAUGCUAGCAGUAAGAAACGGGCCAAAGCACGAAAACAGGGCGGGUUGCAAGCUCUGUUGGCUUCCAAACAGAAGGCCCAGUCCAAUUCCUCGUCACUGGAUCUUUUUGAUUUUCUACAGCAGUGA
Messenger RNA from Aspergillus affinis, 585 nucleotides. RefSeq names its product ribonuclease P Rpr2/Rpp21/SNM1 subunit. The transcript has a single exon. The coding region runs from base 1 to 585 and encodes 194 amino acids. Gene Ontology annotation, biological process: RNA processing. NCBI's taxonomy places the organism in Eukaryota, Fungi, Ascomycota, Eurotiomycetes, Eurotiales, Aspergillaceae. The record is from RefSeq and is a predicted model, not a curated record.